AUAUAAAUCACAAUCAAAUCGAAAAUAUUAAAAAGAAACAAAAUGGCCACUACCACGGAUGAGAGCGAAGACAAAAAACAAAUUUUCUCUUGGAUUAAAAAUCUUUGCUGUAAAGAUCUACGUUACGAUGCCCUACGAGAAUUGGCCCUACGUUCGAGCUUAAAUUUUGAAAUGGGUAUUAUUUUGUGGCACUCAUUUGGCACAGUUGCAGCACUCUUGCAGGAGAUAACCAGUUCGUAUGCAGCUGUAUGGUCUGGCAGCUUAACCUGGAAUGAUUCAAAUCGCCUGUGCUGGGCCAUUAGCUUGAUUCAGUCUAUAGCUGGUCAUCCGGAGACCCAAAAACCGUUUUUGAGCUCUGAAAUUAUAAGCUUUCUGUUACCCAUUUUGGAUGUGAAGGUUCAAACGGAGCCCGUCACACAUGUCAAAUUGGCUGUGCUAGGUGUAGUUGGUGGUUUGGUAAAGACGCCUUCAAAAGAGGUGAUAUCCUUCCUUCUGGAAUCGGCUAAUAUAUUGUCCAUCAUUGCCGAUUAUCUUUCUCUGGGAUCGAAACUAACACAACUAAUUACGGCUUAUAUCUUAAGUCGUAUGCUGGAGCACGAUGUUACUUUGGAACAUCUUCAUGGGAAUCGAAAAGCUUCCUUUAAACUUGUUUAUGCCAUGUAUAAAGUAGUCGAUCAGUUGUCUACAGAUCCAGAAGCUGAUUCGCGUAUUUUAGACAACAUUGUGACUUGCUAUAAACGAUUAACACAAGAUGAAUUUGCCAAGUUUAUGCUAAACAAUGGACUCACGCCAGACCAGCUUCGCAAAGAUAUUAUGGGUUCCGAUGAACCUACAACCAUUGGGGACCAUUGAUGGGAUAAGAUAAAGCUACCACUGUAGAUCGAAUCAAACAAAAUCUUGAUUAGUACAAAUAUAUGUAACGGCCAAAUGUAUUAAAGCUCAAAAUACCAGAAAAUACUAAAAUUUGAGAAAAAGAACAUAUAAAAUGUUUAAUGUGAUGUAUUUUAGGUAAAUAUAUAAUAAAUUUAUAUAAAAGGAA
Messenger RNA from Drosophila willistoni, 1039 nucleotides. Its product is annotated as CCR4-NOT transcription complex subunit 9. Gene Ontology annotation, cellular component: CCR4-NOT core complex; CCR4-NOT complex; P-body. The transcript has 2 exons. Gene Ontology annotation, biological process: negative regulation of translation; mRNA catabolic process. Bases 43 to 852 code for a protein of 269 amino acids. The record is from RefSeq and is a predicted model, not a curated record. NCBI's taxonomy places the organism in Eukaryota, Metazoa, Arthropoda, Insecta, Diptera, Drosophilidae.